Cyanidioschyzon merolae strain 10D is the source of this 3063-nucleotide messenger RNA. Its product is annotated as probable DNA helicase required for mitotic chromosome segregation CHL1. The transcript has a single exon. Gene Ontology annotation, molecular function: hydrolase activity, acting on acid anhydrides, in phosphorus-containing anhydrides; DNA binding; ATP binding. The record is from RefSeq and is a predicted model, not a curated record. Gene Ontology annotation, biological process: establishment of sister chromatid cohesion; nucleobase-containing compound metabolic process. Lineage: Eukaryota; Rhodophyta; Bangiophyceae; Cyanidiales; Cyanidiaceae. Bases 1 to 3063 code for a protein of 1020 amino acids. Gene Ontology annotation, cellular component: nucleus.
AUGCCACGUUCCCAGUCGGUGCACGAUCCAGGACGGCCUCCUGUUUGUCCUGGUAUCCUGCGAGACCUUGUAGCAGCUGCAAGGCUGUGCUUUCAGCUCAGGACAAGGCACGUGAGCUUCGAAAUCCCCUUGAGGUGUGUGUGCUGCGUUUACUUGGUGAAGCUUCUGUUUCUCCAGAAGCAUAUUGAACGGGUAACUGGUGCAAAGCGGCGCCUUCAUCUGAGCUCGCACUGGAGCGCAGGCUUCGACAGUCUUUUCUCGAAGCACCAUACACAACUGAAAUGCACUGCGCUCAUGAAGCCAAUAGAUGCGCACACCAAAUCUCCGAGGGCGCUCACAGACGAUGCCACCGAAACAGCAGUGUCACAGAGCCUUCAGGCGAAGCGACCAAGAAGCUCUGGGCAAACGCUUGCACUGCACUGUACCACGCCGCCAGUGUCGAGUGCAAACGCUCUGAGCGGUGCUGACUUUGGCUUCCCAUAUCCGCAGCCAUACGGGACUCAGCUUGAGCUCAUGCGAGCGGUAUAUGAGACCAUCGACCGUGGUGGAAUCGGCGUGUUCGAGUCGCCAACAGGCACAGGCAAAACGCUCUCCCUUCUAUGUGCAGCGCUUACCUGGAUACGACAAGACAGGCAUCGAAUGGACCGUACCAACGACGUGCACGAGGAACCUAGUUCCCAAAGUGAACCAGACUGGUUACGGGACUACGAGAUCGCCAGCAGCUCAGGUUCAAACUCGCCGAUGAAGUACAAUUCUUUCGUGAACAGCGGAACGCGAAGCGAGCCUACGCGCGUGAUGCAGUUCAGCAUAGGGCGUUAUUCGCAGGGAACGCGAACCGAAGACCCCGUAAUUUAUUCACCAGUGCACUCACUCGAUACGAACACCAGUGGAUCGCUAGGACGAGCCAGUGCUGCCUCGUCUGGUUUGGUGCUUUUCGGAGAUGACGACAGUGCGUUUGCCCCCGACAUGCCGCGUCAAGGAAUGCACCCCGGCCGGAUGCCGCCGCCGUACCGUAUCCUUUACGCUUCACGUACGCACUCGCAACUUUCGCAGUUUAUCAGUGAAGUUCGACGGACCGAGUAUGCGAAGCAGGAUCCGACAUUGACGACAACCGUACUCGCAUCCCGAAAAAUGAUGUGCAUCCAUCCGAAGGUGCGGAUGCUGCGCUCAGCAGCAGCCGUGAAUGAACGCUGUCACGAGCUGAGGAACAACCAAGUCAAGACGGCAGCCGCUGAGCAGCAAUCACAAUGCCCGUUUUAUCAGAAGGAGCGUAUUCGCAAUCUCGCGAAUGUCAUGCACCAGCAGGUUUGCGACCUCGAAGAUCUGCUGGCGCUAGGGCAGCAACACCAGGCAUGCCCGUACUAUGCAGCACGAGCGUCGCUUGCGUGUGCGGAGCUCAUCGUCAUGCCGUAUCAGACGCUGCUGCACGAGACAACGCGCCAGUCGGCGAAUGUGCCCGUAGACCAGCGCACGAUUGUGAUUUUAGAUGAGGCGCAUAACUUGGUGGAUGCACUGAAUGAAAUGCAUACAACGAAGCUUUCCAUAGCUGAAGUUACCGCAAUGGAAGCCACCGUGAGUGAGUUUAUCGAAAAGCAGAAGACAUGGAAGCCGGACCCGGAUCGGAGUUUCCAUCUCGAGCAGCUGCGACGGCUGCUUGCGGCGCUGCGGCAGGGCAUGCAGCCGGAGGACCUGUCUCGGAGGCCGUCUGACCCGACGCGAACGCGCCCACUGGACAAGGCGAGCGACGAGCACUCACCUGUAGUCCGUAGUGAAAUACCAGAGCCUGGAAGAGACCUCCAGGAUGACGUCAUCUUGUCCGAGUUUUGCCAGACGCCGAGCGAUUUUUGCUUUCAAAUGAAAAUUGAGCAAAUGAAUUUUUCCCAGUUAAUUCGUUAUUUAUUCAGCACGAAAUGCAUGCAUAUGUUACAGAGCCUUCACGAGUCGCGGCGGCGAACGGAGCGCUCGAUAGAAUCGUCCGCGCACUCAGUGCUGAGCGAGGUGGCGUCGGUUCACUCGAACGAAUCUCCGACUUUGUAUGGAACGGGCUUUUAUGAACUGGCCUCCUUUUUGGCAGCGCUUUGUGAGCCACGCGCUUGUGGCAAGGUCCUAACGGCUCCGAAUCGCCACAUACGAUACGUUCUGCUGGAUCCGAUACCCUACUUUUCCCCGAUCUAUCGCACAGCUCGGGCAACGAUUCUCGCUGGUGGCACGCUCGAGCCACGCGAAGCGCUUUUGCCAAGACUCUUCGACGAGGAAACCUGCAAGCAAGUAUACUUUAGCGCGUUUCAGCAUGUUGUACCACAGGAGAAUGUGCUCGCCCUGAUCCUAGGCAAAGGACCUACCGGACUGCCGCUGGAGUUUUCCUUCUCCCAGCGGCAAUGCAUGGCGCAGAUAGAUGAGCUUGGUCAUUGUAUUGUGAACCUCUGCGCUCUCGUUCCCAAAGGACUCGUAGUUUUCUUUCCGUCCUAUGCUCUGGAGCGUCUGGUAUGGACGCGCUUCGCUGAAACGAAUAUAAGCGAGCGGAUCGCCCGACGCAAGGAGGUCUUCCGCGAACAACGCGGCUGUGACGUGGACAAGCUCUUCAACGACUAUCGUAGCGCAGUUACCGCGCUACCCGCCGCCACUGAGCGAGCGGAACUUGCGUCUCCCCAAGAACGAGACGGCGCCCUGCUCAGUGCAGUCAUUGGUGGCAAGUUAUCCGAAGGCAUCAACUUUGCCGACGAUCUCGGGCGUUGCGUGGUAGUCGUCGGCUUGCCGUUCCCAAACGCACGCCAAACCGAGACGCGCCUCGUCCUGCACUUUCUCCAGGAACGCUACCCGAGUUCCGACCUAAGCCGCGAGUACCUCGAAAACGCCUGCAUGAUCGCCGUCAACCAGUCCGUAGGUCGAGCUAUUCGACACGCCCGUGACUAUGCUGCUGUUGUCUUCGUUGACCAGCGGUAUGCAGCGCAGGAGCGACUGCGGUUCAAGUUACCGCGUUGGUUGCGCGGUCGCGUUCUCGAGCCGCGAACUUUCGGCGACGCAAUACAGCAGCUGGCGUCGUUCUUCCGCAACAAGUGCUAG